Funneliformis caledonium is the source of this 149-nucleotide messenger RNA. NCBI's taxonomy places the organism in Eukaryota, Fungi, Glomeromycota, Glomeromycetes, Glomerales, Glomeraceae. The record is from the annotation of a GenBank genome assembly.
AUGUCAGAAUACGAAGUCAAUGACGACUAUGAUAAGAAGAUACAAUAUGAUGACACGAAUUUAACGGAUCCAAAUUUAGAUUUCAUACUAAAUUCAUCAGAGAUGAAUUUGAUUCAACCUGAAGAUUUAGACAAAACUGGCGAAUGCUC